AUGGCUCCCUUCAUCCGCAGACGUAUCCUGCUCAUCACCAACGUCGAGUGUGGCGAGCUCGAUGUCUUCCUCGCCACGGCUCAGGCUCUGCUCGAGGCUGAUCCCGGCUUGGAUCUUCAUCUGGCCACCUUCCUUGGCGUUGACGAUGACGUCCUCCCCGUAGGUGUCACCUAUCAUCAAAUCAACGGCAUCUCCAUGUACCAAGCCCUCGAGGAACACUACGCGCGUACCCCAGAGGAGGGAAGUAUCUCUGAGCCCCUCGACGGACCGCCUGGCUUUUCCAAGACCAGACGUGCCAUUCGUGCCUAUGCAGCCCAUAUCAUGCCCUACACUGGUCGUCAGAUGGUGGACGUCUUCACUUCCAUCGUCGACAUCAUCAGAAACCUCAAUCCUGACUUGGUCGUUGUCGACAGCCUCAUGUCGGCUGGCUUGACGGCCUGCUACCAUUUGGAAGUCAAGUUUGUGUGCCUUGGACCAAACGCCAUCAAGGAUUUUGCAGCUUCUGAGCAGCCUCGCAAGGCUGGCCUCUGGAAGUUUCCUGCGCUCUUCUCCCGCUUUGAGUAUCCUGUGCCAUGGACAAAGGUCAUGCUGAAUAUUCACUUUUCUUGGUACACUGCCAAGGCCAUUAAGAAUGACCCGCAGCGAAAGGAAGUGCAGUCAUACCUGACCGCACACACCAUCCUUCGCGGACCCCUUGAUCUUCUCAAGAACCGCCCCGAGGGCGUCAAGAUCUUGGUCAGUUCUCUUCCAGAGCUGGACUUUCCCCUCGUGGUCCCUUCCCACGUCAUCCCUUGCGGCCCCAUCAUUCGUCGCUGCCAGCCCCUUGAGGAGACUGAUGCUAAGCUCGCCGAAUGGCUUGCGCAUGGACGGACCAUUUAUGUCAACAUGGGAUCCGUCGUCAAAGUGCCCGUGGAUCAAGCCAUUGAGAUUGCCAAAGCCUUGAAGGCUGUGAUCGACAUUUUCAACCGCCAGACGGAGAAAGGCCGUCUUCAAGCCCUCUGGAAGCUGAAGAAGCGGGGACGAUACUCGGUCUAUGAACCGACUUGCAGCAUUGCCAAGAUUCUCCGUUCUGAAUUUGCUCAUGAUCGCGUUCGCAUUGUGGAUUGGAUUCAACCGGAACCCGUCUCCAUUCUCCGUACCGGUAACGUCAUCUGCUCUAUCCAUCACGGCGGUGCCAACUCAUUCAAUGAGGCUAUUGUAGCCGGUGUCCCGCAACUUGUUCUUCCUGUUUGGGGAGUCAACUACGACUACGCCCAGCGCGUGGAACGUCUCGGCGUCGGCCGCUGCGGCAACCGGUCUUCUCAGCCUCGCUGGAGCACCGAGGAGGUUACUCGUGAGCUGCUCCACGUCCUGGUUGGCGAUGACGCUGUGAUCAUGAAACAGCAAGCCGCGGCCGUGAAGAAAAUUUGCAAGCAGAACGGCAGCGGCGCUGAUUGUGCCGCCAUUGCGAUUUUGAACGAGUGCGAGAUUGAGGAUUCCAUGUGGCUGACGAUACAGAAUCAUACCAACAUGAAUGCCAAGGCACAUGUCGAUUACCCCUACCGCAUCGCCAAGCUUGCUGUCGCCCAACGUCGUCCACAAUCCUUGGAAGACGUCCACUCUGCGAUCACGAAACACAAGAGAACAGAAAACCACGACUCUUCUUGGCAGAGAAGAAUACAGCAGAAGCAUCCCAACGUCCUUAUUGGAUGA
Trichoderma aggressivum f. europaeum is the source of this 1692-nucleotide messenger RNA. RefSeq names its product CAZyme family GT1. The coding region runs from base 1 to 1692 and encodes 563 amino acids. Gene Ontology annotation, molecular function: UDP-glycosyltransferase activity. The record is from RefSeq and is a predicted model, not a curated record. NCBI's taxonomy places the organism in Eukaryota, Fungi, Ascomycota, Sordariomycetes, Hypocreales, Hypocreaceae. The transcript has 4 exons.